AUGUUUAAACGGUGGCUUUUAGCCUUGAUGACUCGGGUCGGCCUCAUUGUGCUGGGCCUUUGCUGCUGUUUGUUCCUGUUCUACCUCCUUGCCUGUAAACCGACGUCUCACAGCAGCCAGCAGUCUGUGCUGUGGACCGGAGGGGCCACCAGUAAGGAGGGAUACAUGGCCUUGUUGCAGGAGAGGGAGGACUCUCACAAACAUUACAUCAACAGCCUGACCAAGCAGAUAGCGCAGCUGAAGGAGGCUCUCCAGGAGAGGACGCAGCAGCUUCAGGAGUCCCUGGAAAAAGCUAAAACAAGAGGGAUUCUGCCACAGGGUUUGGAUAGUCUGCACAAAACCCCGACACAGACUGACCUGAAGGAGUUCUUACGCUCCCAGCUGAGCCAGGCGGAGGUGAACUCAGGUGUAAAGCUGCCCAGCGAGUAUGCAGUGAUUCCUUUUGACACUUUCACCCUGCGGAGGGUGUACCAGCUGGAGACGGGGCUAACGAGGCACCCAGAGGAGAGGCCUGUGAGGAGAGACCGCAGAGACGAGCUGAUAAGCACAGUGGAGACAGCUCUGCACGUCCUGAAUGGACCUCAGCAACACACUGAAAACAUCAGGCGGAAACGCACAUACUCCCCUGCAGACUUUUUAGAGGGACUGACUCGCACAGAGCGGGACAGAGGAACUGUCUAUGAGCUGAUGUUUAAAGGCAACAGCCCACAGGACUUCACGCAGCUCACACUCUUCAGGCCGUUUGGUCCUGUGUUGAAGGUGAAGAGCGAGAGCGUGAACACGCGCAGCACACUCAUCAACAUCAUCGUCCCUCUCUCCAAAAGGGCAGACACAUUCAGGCAGUUCAUCAACAACUUCAGAGAAGUGUGCAUCCAGCAGGACGGCCAGGUUCAUCUCACUGUGGUCUACUUUGGUCGAGAUCAGAUUGACCAGGUCAAAGCCAUGCUGGACCAGACCACCAGAGAGACUCGGUUCAGGAGCUUCACUUUGAUCCAGCUGAAUGAGGAGUUUUCUCGUGGUCGGGGCCUGGACGUGGGCGCCAGGGCCUGGAGGCGCAGCCAGAAUGUCCUGCUCUUCUUCUGUGAUGUCGACAUCCACUUCACCGCUGACUUCUUGACUUCCUGCCGUCUCAAUGCAGAGCCUGGUAAGAGAGUGUAUUAUCCAGUGCUCUUCAGCCAGUACAACCCAUCUAUAAUCUACAGCAAUCAGACACUUCUGCCUGCUAUUCAAGAACAACUGGUGAUAAAAAAGGAAACUGGAUUCUGGAGAGACUUUGGGUUUGGCAUGACAUGCCAGUACAGGUCUGACUUCCUCAACAUAGGUGGUUUUGACCGCAACAUCAAAGGUUGGGGGUUAGAGGACGUGCACCUGUACAGGAAGUACCUUCACAGUAAGCUGAUGGUCAUUCGCUCUCCGUCUCGCGGCCUCUUCCACCUGUGGCACGAGAAGAACUGUGCAGACGAGCUCCCUCCAGACAAAUACAAGAUGUGUAUGCAGACCAAAGCCAUGAGCGAAGCCUCACACGGCCAGCUGGGGGAGCUGUUCUUUAAAAGAGAGAUUGAGGUUCAUCUGAGCUCUCAGAGGAAGACAACCAGAGCAACAUGAUGAGGACAAUAAAAGGACUUUGGCGGUGUUAUUAAUCACUGCUCUGUGUGUUCUUGUUCUCAUGAUAAUUUAUGUUUACACACAUUAUUCACCUUCCAACAAAAGAUGAUUAACUGUGAUUACUGUUCUCAUUAUGGACACAUACACUUGUGCAAAUACUGAAUGAUAUAUUUUGUGUGAAUAAAAGUAUGAUCUACUUGUAA
Molecule: messenger RNA, 1808 nt
Organism: Epinephelus fuscoguttatus (brown-marbled grouper)
Lineage: Eukaryota; Metazoa; Chordata; Actinopteri; Perciformes; Serranidae
Product: chondroitin sulfate N-acetylgalactosaminyltransferase 1-like
Exons: 9
Coding region: 1-1605 (534 amino acids)
Cellular component (GO): Golgi cisterna membrane
Molecular function (GO): glucuronosyl-N-acetylgalactosaminyl-proteoglycan 4-beta-N-acetylgalactosaminyltransferase activity
Source: RefSeq, a predicted model, not a curated record